GCCGCCGCCCCAUCUGGUGCUUGCUAGCUAGUUCUCCGUGUUCGCCAAUGGCGGACUGCUCCGCGCUGGCGGCGGAGCAGGACGACCUGCACCGGCGGUGGCUGCCGCGGGAGAUCUUCGCCGACAUUGGCAUCCCCGACGCCGCCCCGCCCGCCGCCGCCGUCGAGGACGCCGCGGCGCACUUCACCGGCAAGAUUGCCGCCGUCCAGGGGCCUCCGCCUCCGCCCCCGCCCCCGCCGCCGGGGAUCUUCUCCUACCCCGGCCCCCAGCCCCAGGUCUGCGGGCUGCAAGCAAUGGCUUGUCUGCCGCCGUACGCGUACGCUACUGGCCCGCCGCCGCCGCCGCCGCCAUGCCCAUGGCCGCUGGUCUACUGUCCGCUCCAAUGGCAGAUGCCGGUCGUGCCCUCCGUGUUCCUGGGCGACCCGAGGUACAAUUACCCGGCCCCGCCGCUGGGCGGCGCCGGCGUCGGCACCGGCGUGUUCCUGCCGCGCGCCGGUGCGGGCUACCAGCACCUGCAGCACAAGGCGGCGCCGGCGGCAUCUCCGGCUCCGGCAACAGAUGGGAGACUGCUAGAGAAGAAGAACAAGAACAAGAAGCAGAGGCAGCAACAGGAACAACAAGGCAAAGAAGAAGAGGAGCAGAGAUCUCAGCAGGAGGAGGAGGAUCAUGAGGCCGCCGCGGAGGUGCUGCUGGCGCUGCCGCAGGAGUGGACAUACUGAGAGCUCCAUCGAUGAGGUUCAUAAACAUUGAAGAGUCGAUGAUGGCGAACAAAACAAGCAGUGAUGAGUUACUUCGUUAUAAAAUUUUGUAGCUAGCGGGCGGGCAUGCAUUGCAAUUUGCAAUGCAGUGCAGGCAUCAAUAAGGAAUCAGCCAUCCAUUGACCCAUGAUGCAUGGAUGGUUAACAAGUGUAAGUUUAGAUGUAAGGGUGGGUUUAAACGGUGCAUGGCAUGCAUCUGUGAGUCUGGUCUAGUGCCAGCAAUAAUAUAAUAAAGUGUUUCUUUUUCA
Molecule: messenger RNA, 1006 nt
Organism: Brachypodium distachyon (stiff brome)
Lineage: Eukaryota; Viridiplantae; Streptophyta; Magnoliopsida; Poales; Poaceae
Product: formin-like protein 3
Exons: 4
Coding region: 48-719 (223 amino acids)
Source: RefSeq, a predicted model, not a curated record